AUGGAAGAAUACGAAGAAGAAGAAGCCCCAGAAGUGGAGGAAACCCACGAGGAAGAACAUGGUGACGAAUACGACGAAGAGAAGCCAAAACCAAAACUCACUGCCCCUAAAAUCCCAGAUGGAGAAAAAGUUGACUUUGAUGAUAUCCAGAAGAAAAGACAGAACAAGGACUUGAUUGAGUUGCAAUCUUUGAUUGAUACUCAUUUUGAGGGUCGUAAGAAAGAAGAAGAGGAGCUCAUCGCUCUAAAAGACAGAAUUGAAAAGCGCAGAGCUGAGAGAUCAGAGCAGCAAAGAAUCAGAGCAGAGAAAGAGAAAGAGCGUCAGAACAGAUUGGCUGAGGAGAAGGCAAGACGAGAAGAACAGGAUUUGCUGAGACGUGCUGAGGAUGACAUGAAAAAGAAGAAGGCUCUUUCAUCCAUGGGGGCUUCGUACAGCAGCUACCUGGCCAAGGCCGACCAGAAGAGAGGCAAAAAGCAAACAGCCCGUGAGCAAAAGAAGAAGAUUUUGGCAGAUCGUCGCAAGCCCCUGAACGUUGACCACAUGAGUGAGGACAAGCUCAGGGACAAGGCAAAGGAAUUGUGGGAUUGGCUGUACGAGCUGGAGUCUGAGAAGUUUGAAAUGGGAGAGAAACUCAAGAAACAGAAAUAUGAGGUUACAACCCUCAGGAACCGUAUUGAUCAACUCCAGAAACACAGCAAGAAGGCAGGUGGCAAAGGAAAGGUUGGGGGCCGCUGGAAGUAAAACCCCAAAAGUAAUGAUUAGGACGUGACAGAGAGCAGACUCCCUCCUCCUAUCGCUCACCAUCCCCAAUACUGCAGGAAGCCGGCUCUACUUAGUGCCCUACGCGAUAGUCAUCCUGUCUCCCCCCGGGUCACCUUUUUCUGUUGUGGACUGCUCUGUAUAACCUCUUCUAUUUUGUAAAUAAAGUUUGAAGCUUCUUAACCGAA
Molecule: messenger RNA, 947 nt
Organism: Pelobates fuscus (common spadefoot toad)
Lineage: Eukaryota; Metazoa; Chordata; Amphibia; Anura; Pelobatidae
Gene: TNNT3
Product: troponin T3, fast skeletal type
Exons: 14
Coding region: 1-741 (246 amino acids)
Biological process (GO): sarcomere organization; regulation of muscle contraction; skeletal muscle contraction
Cellular component (GO): troponin complex
Molecular function (GO): tropomyosin binding; troponin I binding; troponin C binding
Source: RefSeq, a predicted model, not a curated record